ACUGACGGCUCCAAGUAUGUCGACUGUCAGGUCAAAUCCAUCGGUACCACGAUUAUUAAUUGGUAAUCAUCAUCAAGAUAACCUUGCUUACAGCUCGAGAUGUGGACCCUGAGCAUGACCCUGAUGUUACUGUGUGUAGCGGCUGUGUGCCUCUGCGCGGACACUGACGGCUCCAAGUAUGUCGACUGUCAGGUCAAAUCCAUCGGUACCACGAUUAUUAAUUGGUAAUCAUCAUCAAGAUAACCUUGCUUACAGCUCGAGAUGUGGACCCUGAACAUGACCCUGAUGUUACUGUGUGUAGCGGCUGUGUGCCUCUGUGCGGACACUGACGGCUCCAAGUAUGUCGACUGUCAGGUCAAAUCCAUCGGUACCACGAUUAUUAAUUGGUAAUCAUCAUCAAGAUAACCUUGCUUACAGCUCGAGAUGUGGACCCUGAACAUGACCCUGAUGUUACUGUGUGUAGCGGCUGUGUGCCUCUGUGCGGACACUGACGGCUCCAAGUACGUCGGCUGUAAAUCCACCUCUGAUUGUGGACCCGGCAGAUGCUGUGUUUUCUUGAACGGGAGGUACCCUACCACAGCGUGCGACUCCCACCGUCGGCAAGGGGAGAGCUGCCGUCCUCGCGGCCAACCCUUCAGUCAGGCACUGAACUACCCCGGGGGCGCCACAGUGCAAGUCACCGACGUUUACCAAGGGUUGUGUCCCUGCGACCUUGGCCUUUCCUGUAAUAAGGCCCAGUGUGUUAAGGCGUGAUUUCACACUUGAGUCUGUCUCAGUCACAGCUUCUACUAUCUAUCAAAUAGCUUUAUUAUUUA
Messenger RNA from Homalodisca vitripennis (glassy-winged sharpshooter), 815 nucleotides. RefSeq names its product astakine-like. The coding region runs from base 424 to 753 and encodes 109 amino acids. The transcript is spliced from 2 exons. Lineage: Eukaryota; Metazoa; Arthropoda; Insecta; Hemiptera; Cicadellidae. The record is from RefSeq and is a predicted model, not a curated record.